AUGGGAAUAAUUAAUGGUAAAACUAACACAGUGGCGUUUAGAGACAAACAUUUAGUUGUAAAUGAAUUCCUCGGAGUUCCGUAUGGAAAGUCACCUAUAAAUGAACUGAGAUUUCAAAGACCUCAACCAUACGGAGCGUUUAAACAACCAAUCGAUGGGACGAAAUAUGGAUCGUCUUGUCCACAAAAUAAAAUGAAGAUGGUUAAGUUUGGAGUCCGCUCGGACAACGAAGAUUGCUUAUUUUUGAAUUUAUUUGUUCCUUCAAAUAAGGCCGCCACUGGAGAUAAUCAUGCUGUGAUGGUCUGGAUUCAUGGUGGAGGGUAUACGUAUGGGGAUGGCAAUAUGACCACUGGGACCGUCUUGGCAGGCUACGGAAACGUCAUAGUUGUGACGAUCAAUUACCGCCUAGGCAUGUUAGGAUUCCUUAACGUUGGAGAUGAGAGAGCAAACGGAAAUAUGGGACUUUGGGAUCAACGGCUGGCGAUUCAAUGGGUUAACAAGAAUGUGGACGCUUUCGGUGGUGAUCCCAGUAGAAUCACUAUAUUUGGUGAAUCUGCUGGAGCCAUGAGUGUUCAUCUGCAAUCGCUUUAUCCAAAAAAUAGAGGUCUAUUUCAGAAUGUGAUAUCAGAAAGUGGAACAGCGACACUUCCAUUUCAUGUUGAUAGUGACAAUUUACCGGCUGCACGCAUAUACGCUGAACAUUUCAAAUGUCGUACUGACACGAAUGAAGAUAUUGUCCAGUGUUUGAAGUCCGUAGACACUAAGAGGCUCAUAGACAUGGCAGAAGUGAUUGCAGAGAAUGGAACCCUUGCAGCACAGGCGUUUUUUGCGCAUUCUAUUGAUGGUGAGUUUAUUGUUCGAAAUUCCAAAGAAACCAUUAAAAUUUCAGAUAGUGACGAGAUGAAGUUUAUGAAAGAAAUGAAUUUCAUAAAUGGUGUAAAUGCGGAUGAGGGGGCGCCAUGGGUCCUUACGCUAGCUGCUAAUCACAAUGGGUCAAUAGACGACUUCAAAAUCAGCAAUGCGGACUUGUCAAUAUUUGUGCCUAUGAUGGUAGGGAUGAUGUAUCCAAGUCAGAAUAUCCAUUCAGCAGUAAGCGAUUUGAUUGACUACGAAUAUACAAAUUGGGCAAACCCAGAGGAUGCAAGAGCAAUGUUCACAAAGGUGGCCGGCGAUGUUUUCAUGAACGUUCCAGCCAUGGAUUUGAAUUUGGCUCACUCUAACGAUACAACGUCUAACACCUGGUUUUACAAUUUCAUGAUCGCACCUAAACAGCGUCAGUACAAUAUUCCAAAAUGGAUCACAAAAGCUACCCAUGGAGAAGAGUUACCUUACGUAUUUGGGUAUCAUUUGGACAAUGAAACAUGGUUUAAUGCAACUGAUUAUGAGCCACCGGAAAAGGAACUGGAGGUUUCAGAAAAAGUGAUGACGUACUGGACCAAUUUUGCGAAAUUUGGGGACCCCAACGGAGAUGGGCCAGUCACUUGGCCUAAAUACACCCUUGAGACAAUGCAGCACCUAGUUAUUGAUGAGGAAGACUCAAUCGGACGAAGGUUAUACACGAAGGAAUAUCAGUUUUGGCGUAAAAUUGUUCCCGAUCUUUUAGACGCAAUUGAAAAUGGCGUGCAUACAGGAGAUUCUACAUUCAAGUCGAAACUGACAGAUGCGUGUGACGCUGAGGAUGACAAUUUCCCGUAUUGUAACUUUUGA
Molecule: messenger RNA, 1707 nt
Organism: Mya arenaria
Lineage: Eukaryota; Metazoa; Mollusca; Bivalvia; Myida; Myidae
Product: cocaine esterase-like
Exons: 2
Coding region: 1-1707 (568 amino acids)
Source: RefSeq, a predicted model, not a curated record